Molecule: messenger RNA, 4048 nt
Organism: Pocillopora verrucosa
Lineage: Eukaryota; Metazoa; Cnidaria; Anthozoa; Scleractinia; Pocilloporidae
Source: RefSeq, a predicted model, not a curated record
UGCGAAGAAAAGAAGGAAACGCCAACACACUGAUUCAAUGAUACCAACAAUGUCGAACGAAGAUGAAACAUUGCAAAUAAAAGUGAAAAGACUAGAUAAUGAUGUCCAACUUCUAAAGGAGAGAGCGGAGAUUCAAGAGAAACAAAUGACUAGGCUUCCAUUUGUGUUUUCGGAGACAAGAAUGGCCACGGGAAUAAUUCCAACAGAGGAAGUUCAGAAUGCCAGUUACGAAAGGCUCGCAGACAAGCCACGGGGUAUUGACGAACACAAAUGGAAUUUUACCAAAAUGUACGUGGAAAGUCUACUGUUUGAGACGAAAAGUUUAAUGUCUGAAGCAUCUGACAGCGGUAUGGGAACUGAAGGAGCACCAUCUGAAUUUGACGUGGAUAUCGGUGAUACACGUGACACUCAGACGAUAGCAGGCGACGAUUGGAACUCACUGUCAUCAGCUGUGCAGACUGGCAACUUUGCCAUCAUCGAGGAUAUGUUGUCAUAUGGCAUAGAUAUCAACGCAAAAAAUAACGAUGGUAAUACGGCUUUGAUUUUAGCUGCUUCGACUGGCAAAAGAGAUGCCGUAAAUUACCUCUUAGACAAAGGAGCUGAUCCCUUUAUUGUAAACCACUCUGGCAUUAGUCCACUGCACGUCGCCUCAACGGAUGAUAAUGUCACCAUCAUCGAGACACUAAUGUCACGUGGUCUAGAUGUCGAUUCAAAAGAUAGUGAAGGAAGUACACCAUUGAUGUUCGCUGCAGCUUGUGACAAGAUUGAAGCUGUAAAUUAUCUUUUAGACAAAGGAGCCGAUCCCUGUAUUAGAGACCAGUCAGGAAGAAAUUCACUACAUGAUGCUUCACAGGGUGGUUAUGUCACCAUCAUCGAGACACUAAUGUCACGUGGUCUAGAUGUCGAUUCAAAAGAUAGUGGAGGAAGGACACCAUUGAUGUGGGCUGCAGCUUGUGGCAAGAUUGAAGCUGUAAAUUAUCUUUUAGACAAAGGAGCCGAUCCCUGUAUUAGAGACCAGUCAGGAAUAAAUUUACUACACGCCGCUUCACGGGGUGGUAAUGUCACCAUCAUCGAGACACUAAUGUCACGUGGUCUAGAUGUCGAUUCAAAAGAUAGUGAAGGAAGGACACCAUUGAUGUGGGCUGCAGCUUGUGGCAAGAUUGAAGCUGUAAAUUAUCUUUUAGACAAUGGAGCCGAGCCCUGUAUUAGAGACCAGUCAGGAAGAAAUUCACUACACGCCGCUUCACAGGAUGGUAAUGUCACCAUCAUCGAGACACUAAUGUCACGUGGUCUAGAUGUCGAUUCAAAAGAUAGUGGAGGAAGGACACCAUUGAUGUGGGCUGCAGCUUAUGGCAAGAUUGAAGCUGUAAAUUAUCUUUUAGACAGAGGAGCCGAUCCCUGUAUUAGAAACUGGUUAGGAAUAAAUUCACUGCACGCCGCUUCACAGGGUGGUAAUGUCACCAUCAUCGAGACACUAAUGUCACGUGGUCUACAUGUCGAUUCAAAAGAUAGUAUAGGAAUUACCCCAUUGAUGUGGGCUGCAGCUUGUGGCAAGAUUGAAGCUGUAAAUUAUCUUUUAAACAAAGGAGCCGAUCCCCGUAUUGGAGACCAGUUAGGAAACAAUUCACUACACGUCGCUUCACAGGGUGGUAAUGUCACCAUCAUCGAGACACUAAUGUCACGUGGUCUACAUGUCGAUUCAAAAGAUAGUAUAGGAAUUACCCCAUUGAUGUGGGCUGCAGCUUGUGGCAAGAUUGAAGCUGUAAAUUAUCUUUUAAACAAAGGAGCCGAUUCCCGUAUUGGAGACCAGUUAGGAAACAAUUCACUACACGUCGCUUCACAGGGUGGUAAUGUCGCAAUCAUCGAGACACUAAUGUCACGUGGUCUAGAUGUCGAUUUAAAAGAUAGUGGAGGAAGGACGCCAUUGAUGGUGGCUGCAGCUUGUGGCAAGACUAAAGCUGUAAAUUAUCUUUUAGACAAUGGAGCCGGUCCCUUUAUUAGGAACCAGUUAGGAAGAAAUUCACUGCACACCGCUUCACAGGGUGGUAAUGUCACCAUCAUCGAGAAACUAAUGUCACGUGGUCUAAAUGUCGAUUCAAAAGAUAGUGGAGGUAGUACACCAUUGAUGGUGGCUGCAGCUUUUGGCAAGAUUGAAGCUGUAAAUUAUCUUUUAGACAAGGGAGCCGAUCCCUCUAUUAGAAACCAGUCAGGAGUAACUUCUCUGCACGCCGCUUCACAGGGUGGUAAUGUCACCAUCAUCGAGACACUAAUGUCACGUGGUCUAUGUGUCGAUUCAGAAGAUAGUGAAGGAAGUACACCGUUGAUGUGGGCUGCAGCUUAUGGCAAGAUUGAAGCUGUAAAUUAUCUUUUAGACAAGGGAGCCUAUCCCUCUAUUAGAAACCAGUCAGGAAGAAAUUCACUGCACGCCGCUUCAGAGGGUGGUAAUGUGGCCAUCAUCACAAAAAUUCUGUCACUUGGUUUGAAUAUUAAUUCAACAGAUUUUGUAGGUCGCACACCGUUAAAAAUCGCAAAAACAUAUGGCAAAACUGAGGCCGUAACCUUCCUACUUAGCGAGGGAGGACAUUAGUUUUUAUUUCUUACUGCUCCUUUAAAAUACGUCGUUCAGGUCCAUAGUCGCGAAAAGAAACGAUUGAUAAAAUUUACAAUAUUGAGUAAGACUGGAUAAUAAUUAAUUCAUAAUACCGCGAGAGAAGGAACAAAUUUAGGCAGGCACAUCGAUUCCCUCUUUGAUUGUAUAAAGUAGAUCACCUGCACACGAUAUCAUCACAAAUUUAACAUAGCUUUACACCCUAACAUCAGUAUUCAUGUUCUCCAUACUGUUCUUGAUACAUUUCCUGAGGUGCUGACAAGGAGAAUUAGCUGAACGAUCCAGAGCUUCUGCAGUUGUUGAUCAUUUCCGUUAUUCUCAUGACCUUAAUGUGUGAUUCAAGGGUGAUAUUGUAAGGAGAAAUUAGAUGCUAGUCACUCUAAUGGGGUUAAAGGGUUAAGUUCAAAUUUUUCACCCUUCAGGCUUCUGUCAUCGAGUUGUAGUUUAUUUCAUUCAAUCAUAUAUUAACUCAAAUGUAGAGCUUUAACCCUUUCACUCCCAAGAUCUCAUCAGUAAUUCUCCUUACUGUCUGUCAUACAACUCUUUUGAUGUUAAUUUAGAGAAUUUGGUAUUGGAUCAACCAAUAUUUACCUUGUUGAUAUUUUUCUUUAUUCUCAUAACUUGUCUGUUUGAUAUUGUAUUAAUGCUGUAAGGAGAAAUUCUGUCUUGGUUACUUAUGGGAGUUAGAGGGUUAAAGAUGUCCCAUCGAGGAAACAAGAGCUCUUUCAAAAACCCCUUUAACCUGGUACUCUGGAACUUUGUAUCAUAAGUGUUUUAUGAUUUUUAAUAAGAUGCGUAUUUUAAGAUAAGAACUGCAGUACACUGUUAUUUGUUAUCACCAAACUCAAUGUAGAAUAGUGUGUUUGGAUGUUUUAACAUUCCCAUAUAAUUCAGUUAUAUAUUCGUUAUGCAUUUCUAAACUUUAGUCUUAAGUAUCAGUAUUUCUAAAAGAUAUGUAGAUGAUGAAGCAUUCUUUUCUUAUAUUCCAAAGUGGAACUUCUAUCAAGUUUUAGACUAACAGGCCAUUACAUUAGUGAUUAAGGCUAUUAUAUCAUUGGGACUAUACUCUAUAUACUUUUAUCGUAAUACAUUGCUGGAUCCUAGGAGUGACAGAUGACCAUAUGCUUUGAUCAUCCAGAUGGAAGUAGUCCAAAAUCUUGUCAGUGACAAUGGCUUUAUUUCAAAGACAUGAACAGAAGUUAUUAUGACAAUCAAGUGAAAAAUUGUAAGUUCAAUUCUAGUCCUUGAAAAGUGACAAAUGUCAUUUGGAUGAUCACACCACAUGGCUGAAUGUUCUCCUUGGUUAGACGCUUAUUAGUGUGUUUUUUUUAAUGUUGUCUUGUGAUACGGCUGGGAGACUUUUCAGUUAUGAGACAAUGUUUUAUUUGUAAUGAAUUGGCAACUUUAAAAAUGUAGUAGAUUAAAAACAUAACAUUUAAA